Molecule: messenger RNA, 1742 nt
Organism: Oryza brachyantha (malo sina)
Lineage: Eukaryota; Viridiplantae; Streptophyta; Magnoliopsida; Poales; Poaceae
Product: premnaspirodiene oxygenase-like
Exons: 3
Coding region: 30-1553 (507 amino acids)
Molecular function (GO): heme binding; iron ion binding; monooxygenase activity
Source: RefSeq, a predicted model, not a curated record
AGCUGUAGCUGGUCGAUCGAUCGGUGGGCAUGGACGAAUUCUUCUACCAGUCGCUGCUGCUGUCCGUGUUAGCCGUGACGGUGCUGCAGCUGCUGAAGCUGCUCCUGGUGCAGCGCCCCCGCACGCCGCCGGGGCCGUGGAAGCUGCCGGUGGUCGGCAGCAUGCACCACCUGGUGAACGUGCUGCCGCACCGCAAGCUGCGCGACCUCGCCGCCGUGCACGGCCCGCUGAUGAUGCUGCAGCUCGGGGACACGCCGCUGGUGGUGGCCUCCUCCAGGGAGAUGGCGCGCGAGGUGCUCAAGACGCACGACACCAACUUCGCCACGCGCCCCAAGCUGCUCGCCGGCGAGAUCGUCGGCUACGAGUGGGCCGACAUCCUCUUCUCCCCUUCCGGCGACUACUGGCGCAAGCUCCGGCAGCUCUGCGCCGCCGAGAUCCUCAGCCCCAAGCGCGUCCUCUCCUUCCGCCACAUCAGGGAAGACGAGGUGAUGAUGCGUGUGAACGAGAUCCGCGCGGCGGGGCCAAGCACGCCGGUGAACCUGAGCGUGAUGUUCCACAGCGUGACCAACAGCAUCGUCUCCCGGGCGGCGUUCGGGAAGAAGAGGAAGAACGCGCCGGAGUUCAUGGCGGCCAUCAAGUCCGGCGUCGGGCUGGCCAGCGGCUUCAACAUCCCGGACCUCUUCCCGAGGUGGACCCGCGUGCUGGCGACGCUCACCGGCAUGAAGCGCAGCCUGCAGGGCAUCUACACGACGGUGGACGCCAUCCUCGAGGAGAUCAUCGCCGAGAGGAAGGGCAUCCGCGACGACAAGAUCAGGAGCGGCACCGAGAACGUCGACGAGAACCUCGUGGAUGUGCUCAUCGGCCUGCAGGAGAAAGGUGGCAUUGGAUUCCACCUUGACAAUAGCAAAAUCAAGGCGAUCAUCCUGGACAUGUUUGCUGGUGGAACGGGGACAUCGGCAUCAGCGAUGGAAUGGGGGAUGUCGGAGCUCAUGCGUAAGCCCUCCGUGAUGAAGAAACUUCAGGCACAAAUCCGAGAAGCAUUCCAAGGAAAGGCAACCGUGACGGAGGCUGACCUUCAGGCAAGCAACCUUCGUUACCUGAAGAUGGUGAUCAAGGAGGCGCUCCGACUACACCCCCCUGCGCCUCUACUAGUGCCACGUGAGAGCAUCGACGUGUGCGAGAUCAAUGGAUAUACUAUUCCAGCCAAGUCACGUGUCAUUAUCAAUGCAUGGGCCAUAGGUCGUGACCUCAAGUACUGGGACGAUGCCGAUAAGUUUGUGCCAGAACGAUUUGAGGAUGGGACCAUCGACUUUAUGGGUAGCAACUAUGAGUUUGUCCCCUUUGGGUCUGGCCGAAGGAUGUGCCCUGGUUUCAACUACGGUCUUGCUAGUAUAGAGCUGGUGUUCACAAGUUUACUCUAUCACUUUGACUGGUCACUUCCAGAGGGUGUCAAUGAGGUGAAUAUGGAGGAGGCACCAGGUCUGGGUGUGCGCCGCCGCUCACCACUGAUGUUGUGUGCCACCCCAUUCAUCCCGAUCGUCCCUGCAAACUAGUACAGUUCGUUCAUCGCAACGAAAUUAUAGCUAUAGGUAAUAUAGCAAGUUCUACUAUAAGGAUUUGCGUUGCAUGAAUAAUUGUGCAUAUACGUCGUCGUAGGUGUAUUUACUAUUACUCACAUAUAUUUAUUCGUACUUGUAAUUCACUUGCGUACACUGUACGCUCAUUAUGAUCUAUAAACUUGU